CAUUACACGGCCUGUCAUCUUCCCGCCCCGACUGCCCUCUUAUCCAUUCCCGCUCGAGCCUCUAACCUUUGUUUUUUCCUCCCACUCUCCUCACCCCCUACUGUCUGGACGCGUAGAGUCGCCGCUCUCCCACCUCACUAGCGCUAUAACGAAGGAUUGUUGUCGUUGUAGAUUAAACGGUUGCCGACAUUUCAAACCGUUCUCUUUGCGUAAACAAGGCCGAGGCCUAACAGGGAAGACACCGCCUAGCCCUAGGACUGUCAGGGGCUAACGUCAGAUCAACCAAAAUGGCUGAUGACAUUGAUAUAGAAGCAAUGCUGGAGGCUCCUUACAGGAAGACUUGCCUAACGAUAUAUCACCUCUACUCCCAUGAAUUCACCUUUGAUUCCAGUGUGAACUGUCAAUCAUAAGGGCGAGAUGUGUGACAGAGGUGGCACCAAGCUCUUACAGUCCCAACUCUCCAACGGAAAUGGGCGAAGAUCACUGGAAUGGCAUCGGUCACAGGACAUGGAUAGUGGCUGGCUGCUAGCGUGGCCAUUUGGGACUUAGGCAAACAAUAGCCUUGGUACCGGUCACAGGGACCGCAGCACCAGAAUUGAAAUGCAAAAAACAAAAAACAUGUAAACAGACUGCAGCAUUUUACUACCUAGUGUCACAACGCCACAGAAGCCACAGCUACAUGAAUUGUUAUAUAUAUUACAUUUGUGCUAGUUACUUUUAAACUUCUUAUAGAUUACUUAAUUAUAGUGCUGAAACAAAUUCCCCUGUAUAUUUCUUUUUGUAGCCUUUCACAUUAGUUUUUAGUUCCUUAGACAUUAAAUUUUCUUUUAUUCUCUCAUUCCAAUUCCCUUUACCCUUGCCCACUUGAACUGUUUCCACUUCGCCCUCAUGAUGUUCUUCUAUCAACUCUGCUUAGGAUGAGAACAAGGUGAACAGUGCCAAUGGACAUGAAGAACGGAGCAAAAAGAAAAAGAAAAGUAAGAGUAGGAGCCGCAGUCGUGAAAGGAAACGUAGCAAGAGUAAGGAGCGUAAACGCAGCCGAGAUCGGGAAAGAAAAAGAAGCAAAAGCCGUGAAAAGAAACGCAGUCGCAGCAAGGAGAGGCGGAGGAGCCGCUCAAGAAGCAGGGAACGUCGGUUCAGGGGCCACUACAGAAGCCCUUAUUCUGGACCAAAGUUUGGAAGCUCCAUGCGUGGGAAGAUUGGACCGCAUAGUGUGAAAUUAAGGCGGCGUUCAAAGAGCAAAAGUCCUCAAAAGAAAGAGAAAAGCCCUGUGAGAGAACCAAUUGAUAAUUUAACACCAGAAGAAAGGGAUGCACGCACAGUCUUCUGUAUGCAAUUGGCUGCGAGGAUCAGGCCAAGGGACCUGGAAGAAUUUUUCUCUACAGUUGGCAAGGUCCGUGAUGUCAGAAUGAUUUCGGAUAGAAAUUCAAGACGCUCCAAAGGCAUUGCCUAUGUAGAGUUUGUGGAUGUGAGUUCAGUGCCCUUGGCGAUAGGGCUAACCGGCCAGAGAGUACUGGGAGUUCCAAUCAUAGUCCAAGCAUCCCAGGCUGAGAAGAACAGGGCAGCUGCAAUGGCCAAUAAUCUACAGAAGGGAAGCGCAGGGCCUAUGAGACUGUAUGUAGGGUCUCUGCACUUCAACAUAACAGAAGAUAUGUUGCGUGGAAUAUUUGAACCUUUUGGCAGAAUUGAAAGUAUCCAGCUUAUGAUGGACAGCGAAACUGGCAGAUCCAAAGGCUAUGGCUUUAUUACAUUUUCAGAUUCUGAAUGUGCCAAAAAAGCCCUGGAGCAGUUAAAUGGCUUUGAACUGGCUGGGCGACCCAUGAAGGUUGGCCAUGUAACUGAGCGUACAGAUGCAUCCAAUGCUAGCUCGUUUCUAGACAGUGACGAGUUGGAAAGGACUGGCAUUGAUCUGGGAACUACUGGUAGACUUCAGCUUAUGGCAAGACUUGCUGAAGGCACGGGAUUGCAGAUCCCUCCAGCAGCUCAGCAGGCUCUGCAGAUGAGUGGCUCUUUAGCAUUUGGAGCUGUGGCAGAUCUCCAGUCAAGAAUCUCACAGCAGAGUGAAGCCCUUGCCGCUGCUGCUGCCUCUGCUGCUGCCUCUGCUGCCGCCAUCUCAUUGACGUCCCCUACUUUACCCGUCCCAGCGGCAACUCAGCCACUUGCUACCCAGUGCUUCCAGUUGUCUAACAUGUUCAAUCCUCAGACGGAAGAUGAACCUGGCUGGGACACAGAGAUUAAGGACGAUGUUAUUGAAGAAUGCAACAAACAUGGAGGAGUGGUUCACAUUUACGUAGACAAGAGUUCACCUCAGGGAAAUGUGUAUGUGAAAUGUCCAACCAUUGCGUCAGCAAUAGCAGCUGUCAAUGCUCUUCACGGAAGGUGGUUUGCUGGCAAGAUGAUCACAGCGGCCUAUGUCCCACUCCCUACCUACCACAGUCUUUUCCCAGACUCCAUGACAUCAACUCAGUUACUAUUUCCUGUUCGCCGAUGAAUCGAACCAUCAUGUUUUGUACAUAGCAUUUCUUUCGUUGCAAGAGAACUGUCCAACUGUCAUUUUUUUUGUUUAGUACAGCAAGACCUAAAGGAUAGGGCGUGACUUCAUUUUUGUAAAAACUGGUAACCUUGAAAUAAAGGCUGAAUGCGAU
Molecule: messenger RNA, 2645 nt
Organism: Spea bombifrons (plains spadefoot toad)
Lineage: Eukaryota; Metazoa; Chordata; Amphibia; Anura; Pelobatidae
Gene: RBM39
Product: RNA binding motif protein 39
Exons: 18
Coding region: 1187-2491 (434 amino acids)
Biological process (GO): mRNA processing
Cellular component (GO): nucleus
Molecular function (GO): RNA binding
Source: RefSeq, a predicted model, not a curated record